This is a messenger RNA of Pogonomyrmex barbatus (red harvester ant), 1877 nucleotides long. It is a transcript of the gene AkhR, whose product is annotated as Adipokinetic hormone receptor. The record is from RefSeq and is a predicted model, not a curated record. Gene Ontology annotation, molecular function: peptide binding; vasopressin receptor activity. Gene Ontology annotation, cellular component: plasma membrane. Gene Ontology annotation, biological process: G protein-coupled receptor signaling pathway; cellular response to hormone stimulus. Lineage: Eukaryota; Metazoa; Arthropoda; Insecta; Hymenoptera; Formicidae.
UCCUUCCACUGCCGAUCCUUCCAUCUUAGCUGAUUCGAGGCGAGGCAUGACACGAAUUGAGUGCAGUAUCGAUGUUGCGCGCGAGACUCGCGUUGCUCGCGUAUUAACCAAGUUGUUUACGCGUUUGCAGAGAUCGCGCAAAUUACGUGCGAGUUACGUGUGGGUUACGUUCUUCGUGGAUUUCGAUCCCCGUUCGAUCCCGUUUCUCUCCUCGCACGGUGGAAUCCGCCUCCGUUUCCGAACCCUCGAACGUCGGUCCGAUUGGCAUAUUCCAUGAUGCUCGACGAUACUUUUGAAAAAAAGCAUUCCGGAGUUGUACCGGGAAACGAGCAUUGUUACGCUAUCGCUACCGGAAAUCUGUAUGAAUAUUCAACUAUUGCUACUACGGCGCACAAUUUCACGUCGUAGUAGCCAUACGAACGAUAUACUGGAGGUCUCUCUUCUUUUUUUUCUUCUCUCUUUUUCCUCCUUCGUCAGGCGAAUAAUGUCCGAAUGACAAAGCAACGGAUCGAGAUCGGAUUACGUGCGAGAAGAACGUAUCAUAUCUUGUCCCGAAGAUAUGUCGCACGAUUGGAACUCUUCGUUGUCUUCAGAGUGGCCGCCGGACGAUGUGAGGGAUGAAUACCUCGCCAGAUGGGAAAUCGCAGUGCUGACCAGCAUAUUUCUCACCACUCUCAUCGGCAAUUCUCUGGUCCUGUUAGCCCUUUAUACCAGACGACGUUAUCAACGACGGAAGUUCACCAGAAUGUACUUUUUCAUUUUGCAUCUGAGCAUAGCCGAUUUAUUGACGGGUCUGCUCGAUGUCUUGCCGCAGCUCGCCUGGGAUAUAACAUUCAGGUUUCAGGGUGGAGCGGUGCUUUGUAAACUGAUCAAAUUCGGACAACCAUUUGGCUUAUAUCUAAGUUCCUAUAUUUUAACGGUGACCGCGAUAGACAGGCAUUACGCCAUUUGCUAUCCCUUCAGUUACUGCGGCAUUACAUCCCGAAGAUCGAAAAUGAUGGUGUACGGGGCAUGGAUGCUUGCCGUUAUACUGUGUAUACCGCAGAUUUUUAUAUUCUCGUACACGGAAAUAUCGCCAGGCGUUUGGGAAUGUUGGGCUACCUUUUACCUGAAAUAUGGCGAGAGAGCUUAUAUUACUUGGUAUAGCAUUAUGCAGUUCCUAUUACCCUUCAUAGUGCUCGUAUAUACCUAUACGAGAAUAUGUAUGUCAAUAUGGACAAGUAGUAAAAUGUCAGGAGUCGUUGACCUUAAAAGGAGAAACAAAGCCAGUUUCUCACAGCGAAAUCGAGAUCCCCUCAUCUCAAAAGCAAUGAUAAAUACCGUGAAACAAACAAUCGUUGUGGUUACUUUAUACAUUAUCACCAAUAUUCCUUUUAUUGGAUGUGAAUUAUGGGCAACAUGGGAUCCUAAAGCUUCCACUUCGCCAUUUUUUACUGGAGCUGCUUUCACUAUUCUAAGUCUCCUAAAUAGUCUCACGAGUUGCGUUAAUCCUUGGAUUUACUUUGCAUUUAACAAGGAAUUACGUACGGCAUUAACAAAUUUUUUCUGCAGAAAGAAAGAUUAUUCUUUGACUUAUGAUAUAGAUGCACGUCAGAAUGCGUUGGAUGUGCCCUCUUCAACAUCGCCGUUUAUUUCUAGAAUCUCGCGACUUAUAAGUUCAAAGAUAUUCGAGUAAAGUGGAAACAAAAUAAAGUUUGCAUUUUGAGAAGGACUAUUUUGAAUGUAAAGAUACAUUGCGAAUAUAUAUAGUUGAUGCAUAUAUACAUUCGCGGACGUAUAAAUGAAUUUAGUACGACAAUGUCGAGCACGCAAUUUCUUUGUACAACAAUUUUUUAAUAAAAUUAUCUAUGAAGAACCUAUUAAAAACACUUGUAAAC